Caenorhabditis auriculariae is the source of this 12185-nucleotide messenger RNA. Lineage: Eukaryota; Metazoa; Nematoda; Chromadorea; Rhabditida; Rhabditidae. The record is from the annotation of a GenBank genome assembly.
AUGGACUGUUUGGAACUGCAACUUGAUCUCAACGCAGAAGCGACGAGUGCAGAAGGUAGUAAAAGUUCAUCUACAAGGAGGUUUUUACUCUGAUAAUUUUUUUCACUUCCAAAAUUCAUUCAUUCAAGAUCUCUUACCACUAUUCCUAAACGUCUCCGUUCAGCAACUCCUGGGACGCCAAAAGAAACAGCAAAAACAAGCCGAAUUACCAGAAUAAAGUCAAAGUUCGCUCAAUUUCAGUUGCUUUCGUUAGAAUGAAGUUUUCAGAGAACGCACCCCUUUGCCUGCAGAAUCCAACACUCCAUCAGUGUCUAACUGCACAACGCCAAAAUCUACGGAUUUCGUUCAGCCCCGCGCGCGACAAAAAACUAAGCGAGGGUUUGAUACAUCCUUGCUUUUUUAGUUUAAUAAUCUCUUAUGUUCAAGAUACUCGCCUGAUCCAGUGUUUCUCAACAAAAGAAAAACAGCAAAGGUUUUUUUUUUAAACUUUCGUUUUAUGCGUUUCGAAAGCUUUUUUCAGGUCAAAUUUAGCGACUUUGGUAAAAACCUACGUAAGCAACUCUGCGACUCUGCUGUCGAUUUUUCGCUUCCAGAAUUCAUGGAGAAGGUUUGAGAAUUUGGAUCAACUAACUUUUAGUAUUUUCUAGACUUUAAAACCCCAAAAAGCCAAAAAGAUCAAGCGCACGGAAGAAAAAGAAGAAGAAUUCGAAAAAGUAGUGAAAGAGCACGUGGAGGAUUCGGACGACGAAGGUUUAGUCGGAUCUUGCAAAGACCGAGAUAAUCGAACACUCAGAAGAAACUGAAGGGAAGCCGAUUGUCAGGAUGUCGGACAUCGGCGCGGCGCCCUUUAUGCCGCCACCUCGCCUUUCCCAACGUUUCAAGUCGCCAAAAAGUUCAAAAUCGACUCCAGAUCGCCGCAAAUCCGCUGCAACUUCUUUUAAAUUUCGUUUUCCGGUAAUUAUGUAGCUUGAAGCUCUAAUAAAGUGUUUUUCUCAGACGACUACUACUUCCAAGAAAAAGUCGGCCAGAACCGCCUCUGCUAAAAAUGACACUGAAUCGGAAGAGGACGAGCCCAUGCUCGACAGUGACGCCUCAGGCCUGUCGAUGCUCCUGAGAUUGUUGAAUAUCGGUCAAUUUCAGACAUUGUGCGCCAUUCCGAAGAACCCGAGCCGGAAGUUCUCGAGAAGGAGGAAAGUGUACCUGAAGAGCAGGAUCCUGAAGUGAAAGUGAGUUGACGUUUUUUUUUAAAUAAAGUGCAGUUUUCUCAUUUUUCACUGAAAAUGUGAUUUUGUUGAGCUCUGAAAACUUUGAACGUCAAAAACAGUCUGUAGUUUAAUCUUCUUGAGUUUGAAUAUAUAAUCAGAUAACUUUUUUUUUUCCUGAGUUCGAUUUCACCCUUUUUUUUUUACCUAAACGUACACAAAUUUUUAUAUGUAAUUUUUAAAAAAAUUUUGCUUCCUUUUCAAAUAAUUCAUGUAGAGAGAGAUUAAGUAAAAAAAUAAUUAGAUGUCACCGCUGAAAAGAACUUGGAAUUAGGGAUCGCCAAAGAAAAUCGAUGAUCUGAAAUAGAAGUCCUAUUUGAAAAUUUUGGUCAACUUUGAUUCUUUUGUUGCUUCCAGUCUAUUUCUGUUUCAAAUCUAUAGUACCAAACAAAAAAAGUUUCUAUGUCGUUUUUGGCUUCACAGAAAGAGGAAUAAACGUAUUGAUUGGCUCAAAAACCUGCAGUUUUAAGAUUUUGGUAUAUUUUUUUGGUCCAGUGCGUUUUUCACUCAAAAAAAACAAGAAUCUUCAGGAAGAGACUCCGAGCGAAAAAAAGGAGAAGCGAAUUCGCCGAAAGGAAGAAGGUUUCACUAUUAUAAUUUUUGAAAAAAAUAAGAGAUUCUUUUUUUCUAUUAGGUCGAAAGGUAAACUUCGGAGAUCGGCCCCUCGGAAAAAGGAACCUGAAAAGAAAGAAGAAGCGAAGGCGGAAGAACCUGCGAAGAAAGAAACUGUGAAGAGAAAGUCAGGGAAGAAAGAUCCGGAGAAAGAAGAAUCGGAGGAAAAGAUCGUUCCAAAAGUAGCGGAAAAGAAAGCCAUCCCGAAGAAAUCAGAAAAGAAAGAGCCUGAGAAUAAACCGACCGUCAAAGAACCUGAAAAGAAGGUUUCUCGGAAGGAAUCAGAAAAACAAGUCCCUGUGAAAGAACAAGAGAAGAAGGUCAUUGUGAAAGAUGAAGAAGAAGACUUUCUAUCAACUUUUUCUCCUUCGUUGAGUGCCGUCGCAAAUGUCCGAAGGUAUUAGUUGACUUUUAUGAUUUAUCAAAAGUAAUAAUAAUUUAGAUCUGGACGACCUUCUGUUCGGACCGAAAAGAUGAAGGAAUUGAAAGAAGCGAAGCCUGCUUCGUCGGCUUCACGCGAAAAAUCGCUUCCGACCGAAAAAUCUCCGAAUCCGUCGUCGGCUCUGGCUAUUCGCCAGAAAAUACGAAAGUUUGCAGUCUUUUUUUUAAUUAAGCAAUAAGAAACAUCUAGAAGUAUCGGGCCAGAAAGUCGUGCGAGAGGUCGCAAGUCUCGGCAAAUGUCCCAUGAGCCGUCAGUUGGCCCCAACGAGGAUAAGCCGGAAACGUCUUCUGUUUCAAGUUUGCAUUUUUUGAGUUAUACGGAAGCUUGAUCCACAAAAAAAAGUAGUUCUUUUCUCGGUCGGUAGCGCACUGAAUUAGUCAUCUCUUAGAUACUUAAAGUUUCGACUUGAUAACUUUUUUUUCGGAAGCUUUGAGAUCUUGGAUCUCGAAAACUAGAAAGUAAUGCAGGUUUUCAGGAUAUCCAUACGGUAUAUAAAUGAAUAUUAUGCCCAGUUCUCAGUGAAUUCUUAAAAGGGGAAAAAACCUUCAGUAUGUUCAUAGCUGGAGAAGUUUUAAUCGAAUUAGUCGUUUUUGUUCUCCGGGAAAAAAGAUCUACAUAGUUUUCGUCAACUUGUAGAGAAAAUUUUUGAACUUGUGUUCUCAUACCCACGUUGAUGUAUCAACACGAAAAAGUUUGUAUUUCAACUUUUUUUUUCACAGUUAUUCCCAAACUUCAAUUUUCUACCCAUUCAAUCAGGAAAAAGAAAAACGAAUAUUUAGGUCCAACACGCGCUGGGAAAAAAACAGCCGUGCCCACUGAAGAAGUUUCCACCAAAUCGCAAACUCCAGAACCAUCACCACCUUCCUCUGCUGAGGAUCUUCCUUCUUCUGAGCCCGAUCACCCUUCGUUGAGCCCGAAAGCAGCUUCUCCGUUGCACGAAAGCUCUUCACUUGACUCAACUCUUGCUGAAGAAACGGUCGAGGCCGUGGAAACCAAUAAGGAGAAGACCAAGUCACCGGCGAGAAAGUCCAAACGAAAGUCGAAAAGUGCCAAAUCAAAGCCCGAGGUGGAGGAGGAACAAAAACCGCCGACGGAAGAAUCCGAAGAGAAGGAUGUGCCAGAAGAAACUUUGAAAGAGGGGACACCGUCCCCGGCAGACCCUUCUGAGAAGCCCGUAGAAACUUCGGUCGAAGUCGAGAAAAAGUCUUCCAAACCGAAAUCGACUACGAGGACUCCAGUUCUUAAUGUCGCUCCUGGUUUGAUGGAACUUUCAUUGGAAAAAUAAAUCAAACAAUUUUUCAGUUAGAUCUUCCGGUCGCGUCUCCAAACCAAAUCGAAAAUUUGAUGAGGAAUAUUUUUUGGAUGGCCCUGCCGUUCACAAAUCUGCACCUGCUCCUUCAGUUUCCCCACAAAAAGUUGAAGAAACGGAUAAAGUCGACACUGGCAAUGCAGAAGAUGCGACGUCCAAAACGUAUUUCCGCUUUGUUUCAAUGAAAAAAAAAAAAUAUUUUCAGUUUGCCAGGCAAAAUUCGCUUCAAGCUCAAAUUUCCGAAAGUUGAGAAUAAGGAAAUCGUCAUCGAGACCGAUCCGCCGGUUAGUCUUCUGUGGUGGUUUGUGAAAAGACUCAAAGUUUUAAAUUUCGAAUUGAAUGAAACUAUUUUGAUGAUAAAAAUAAAGUAAGAUAGAAUUUAGAAAAAAAAAAUCGUUUAGUUAAUCCUCUCACGGUCGCAUUGUACAAGAGUAGGUCACUUUUGCCCUGAAGAGACCAUCUUGAAUAUAUUCUUUUUCCUUUACUAAAAAAAAUAUUUAAUAUUGCGUUUUCAGAUGGUUUAUUUUUUUAUGUUCUUGUUACAAUUCGGAAAAAAAAAACUUUAUUUGAAGCCCGAUGAAUCCGCCAAUGAGUCUUUGAGCAAAAUCAGUAGAAUUGAAUCUGUCAAGUUCAACUUCCAUCCAAUUCAGUUUGUAUAUUUAUGAAUCUUGAAUCUUUAUUCCUACGAACUCUGUAAAAAUCUCGAAAAAAUAAAUAAUUAUUAGAUGGACGACGAUUCGAGUGACAAUGUCGAGAGAUUGGCCGGCGGUUCUGAGAAAACCGACGAACCUGGUCCUUCCACUUCGAAAAGCAAGAAAAAGCUGCAGAGCGAUUACCUGAGCAGAGCCAUUCUACCUGGCUACCAACCUUCCUGGAAACCUGUCCUCGGACAUUUCCGAAAGCCUGACGGUAGUUCAUUGAGCAGCUUCUCGAUUGUCUUCUGUGAGUUUAGGAAGUUGGGAGAACUUGGGAAUCAGCGUCGGCGCGGUCCUCGAUCGCCUCCUCUUGCAAGUUUGCAACGACGGAAUAACGCGUCACUCGUCUAUCAUGAGCAAUAAGGAGAGAAAGAGGAGGUUUCCAGACGAAAUUCGUGAAUACAAAUCAGAAAACAAGCUCAAGGAAAUCAUUAUUUUGAUUUCGUCAAUUGACUCAUGCGUUUUCAUUAGCAUACUAGUUUAUUUACUGAUAUGAGACAAAGAAAAUUUAGAUUGUAUUAUUUACGAAGUUUAAGAAAUGGUAUACAAGUCAAUUAGCGGUGGUAUGAAAAAACACCAGCGAAAAUUGAAACGGCGACUUUUUCCGAUUUUUUUCAUAUCGCUAGGGAACUUUCCGACGGCCACCUUUCCGACGAAAUUUUUUUCCGACUUUUUUUCCCUUAUAUUUUUUUCGGUUUAUAAGACAUCUAUUUACAUCCUAUUUUUUUGUGUUUUUAAUCAUGAACCAACUACCUACUUUAUAUAGGAAAUUUAAAACGAAUAUUUUAUCGAGAAAAAAAGUCGGAAAAGUUUCGUCGGAAAGGUGGCCGUCGGAAAGUUCCCCUAGCGAUAUGAAAAAAAUCGGAAAAAGUCGCCAUUUGAAUUUUUCGCUGGUGUUUUUUUAUACCACCCAAUUAGCAUUUUAUAUGAUUGAAAAAAAAUUUCUAUUAAAAAAAUUUUCUUUUUGAAAGAAAUUCUGACAAUGGAGCUAUUCAUAAACUGAACGAAGAUCUUCCAUUUCGAACAAUUAUUUUCUUUUCUACAAUUUGUAACAUCAAUUUAGGGCUAUAUGCAUUAUAAAGAGCAAGUACGAGGAGAAAAAGUUGGAGGCCGAAUUGAAAGGAGUCCACGUUCAAGAUCUGCCCAAGUUGCGCCAGAACCAGGUCGUCAUGUACGUUUCCUUUCUUCAUUACUUUUCAAAUAAAAAAAUACAAAUAACGAGAAGAAAAAAAGUUUCUUUUCUUUCAAAAUAAAUGUGAUCCGAUCGUUCAUCGUCAACACAACUUCAUAUCUGCAAAACUAUAUAAAGAUUUUUUUGAUUUUUUUAAAGUUAUUAUUUGACUCGAAUAAUUCUAAGUUACUUCUGAUUUUUCGAAUUCAAAGUUCAAUUAAAAGCAGUUUAUUUUUCAAAAACGAAGCCCAUGAAUUUCGUUGCACUUUUAUCUUUUAUCAUUAUUUCAACUUUCCCUAACCACUUUUUCCACACAGGGAGCCACGGAAAAGACGUCGUGAAGCCCCGACGAAACACAGCGACGAUUUUCUUUAUCCGUCGCUGAAACGCGAAAAACGCGAAGAAAUCGCGGAAGGCUCCCAUUCGAAAUCGUCUUCUCCAGCCGUUUUCCACGUUGGGCUACGAUCCAAACGCUUUUUUGAGUUUUUUUUUUUUGAAGGACGACGAAACUGCGGCCAGAGUAUCUAAAGCGGAAAGUCGCGAGAGCAAAUCGCAUCGAAAAUCUUUGGAUUAUCUUUCAAAGCACUUCAAUCGCGAAAUGGAUGCUGCCAUACGCGACGCUCACAUCGAUUAUGAUUCUUGCCGUAGAAAAACGCCUCUCGGUGAGGAAGUUCGGUAUAAACGAACUGCAAAGUCAGAAAGCUUGAAAACUCUCACACGUAUAAUGUAUAUUCAAAAGCAAUCGUUGCGGUAUCAAUACGCAUUCCGUGACUUAGAUCAAUGUAUACUUCUGGAGGAUGUAUUAUUUCUCUUUAGGUCUGCAACUUUGAGAUUCGAAAUUUUUUAACUCGCAAUUUUCAGUCUCAGGUCAUAGCUUCGAAUUGAAUUUUCAGAGUACAAGGACGGAAAAGUUUGUAUGUUGAGCUUCGAAACUCAUAAAAAAUUUUUCCAAAACAAUUGAGUCCAAUAAAUUGAAAAAGGAGAACUGUUCAGCUUUUUUUUCCAGUUUUUACUUUUGUGAAUUCGGUUUCUGAUUUUAAAUUGAAAAAUGGACGACACGAGAAUAAAAAAUGAAAUAGUUAAUUUUUGUUCAAGUUCUAAAUUUUUUUUUUUCAAAAAUUCUGUAUCAAUAUUUUCUGCGGGCUAUUUGCAUUUUGCAGAUCAUCUGAAUAACUAGAUAAUAAAAAAAUUGAAAACACGAAAAUUUAUGUUUUACCAGCUUGAUUACGUGCAAAUAAAAAACCUUAUCUGAAAGAGUUCUUUUUUCUUUAUAAACUCCUCGGUUUUGAACUGUUCGUGACCUUUCCCGCCUCAGACUCGAGUGAUGAGGCUUCGGACAAUGCACCGAACUUUUGGAAAGAAGAGAAAAAGGAGCCAAAGAAGAAGAAGAGAAAGGAAAAGCGUGAGACGGUGAGUUUCGCCCGAAAUUAUUGUUUUUGUGAGACAAGUGUCCACUAUAGGGCUCUUCACAAAUUUUUGUGAUAUAUCAAAAUUCGUAACGCCAAAGUUGAGCCGGUUUGAAAAAGAUACUUUUAUACUAAAAAAGAUUCAAGAUUCUCCAAUUUCGCAAUAGUUUUUAUUCUUUUGAGUGGAAGGAAACAAUAGGUGAAGAUUGCCGCUCAGAGCAAAUCGUGCUCCAUUUCAACUUUUCCUCGCGCUUGAGUUUUUGAAGUUAACUGUUUGUAAUUCAUUGACUUCAUCUUAUUUCGUCCGAAAGCUUACAUGUAGGUACUUUAGUACCUCUAAACUUACUUUAUGAAGUUGAAAGCUACAAAACAAAUAGUGAACAAAAAAAUUCAAGUUUUUGGAAAAACAAUGCAAAGAAUUGAAAGAUUUUUGAAGUACCGAUAGCUGGAAAAUAAAUGAAUGUCCUGAAUUUUGAGAAAUUUGGAUGCAAAAAGAUUUUGGUUUUAUUAAUUUUUGAAAACCAAAUUACUUUGGCAUGGCACCAUAGACUAGGUGAAUCUCAGCUUCUUCCUCAUUUUGUCGGUCAUCACGAAAAUGAAAGCAUAUAAGCGAGAAAUAUUUUAAGUAUCAAGUCUCAUAGUUACAUAUCCAGCCGAUUUAAAACAUCUACUUCAACAGAUUUCCAUGAUGAAAAUCACGAGCUUUAUAGAUAAAAAUGAGAGAUUACUUGCGAAUGCGAGGUUUUGACGGAGAAACAAACGCCGGCGGAAUUCGGCUGAUGAACGAACCGGAGCACGUCGACGACGUCUUCUUUCGCGAAUUCCUCACCGACGCGCCGUGAGUGAAUAUAAUCAGUAAUGGUGCUCCAGUUCAUUUCAGAGUGAAGGGCAAAAAUAAAAUGUCUGAUCUAUGAUCUUCACGAUCAGCUCACUCCAAUUUCACAAAUUUAUCAAGUUUUCUUUUCAGAACAGACGAGGUGCAGAGCGACACUGAAAAUGACGAAUUCUUGGACAUCAUGGACGACGUCGACGAGUUCGCCAAGUUUGGGAUGCUGCCGUCCGAUCCGCGACUGAAGACGGGCUCUCUGGCGCAGAUGCACCGCGAGGCCAACGAGGUCGCCGAGAAAAUCGCUGCCGCAAUUCCUCGCCCUUCGAACAUCGACGGCAGUAACUAUACUGUCGGGGACAUGUACCAGAAGUUCGUUGGGCAUCUUUUUCUUACAACCGAACCAUUGAACUUUUCAAGAUAACAUCAGUCCAAGGGUUCCACUUCAGUUGAACAUGCAAAAAAAUCUGAAGUUACAAAAAAAAUUUCGAGAAAAAAACGACGUUUUACAUUUUUCAGAAAAAAAUCGAAUGAGAAAAAAACAACAUUUUUUUCCUUCAAUUCCAAAUAAAUUUUUGGAAUUUUUUUAUUUUAUUGAAGAAAAUUAUCUUUUUUAAGAAAUCUAUAAGUUUUUUUCCAAUUAUAUUUAUGUUGACAAAAAACCCGAGGUAUCUCGAAAAACAAAUUUUCAGUUUUUUUUUUUCCAAAUUUGAGUGAAGCGGCAAGAUUUUGUUUUAAGUUUUAGUCGAAAACUUUGCACGGGAGUUGAUUCUUAUGGUGACAGUCGUACGACCUCUUUCCUCAAAUUUAUUAUCUAUCUUUCUUUUGCUUUUUUUCCAUUUCGAGCAAGACUUCCUUCAAGAAAAUCUUUUUCAGUUCUAACUUUAGAGAUUCUUUUUUGAAGUAAUUGUGUAAAAACUUUUCUAGAUACAGUAAACCGAGCCCGCGCAUUCACUAUCCGCUCAAAGUUUUAACGUUAGUUUUCAAAGAUGCUCGUUUCUGGCUGAUGGAUAAUGGUAGAACUCUGAAGCUUCAAAUAUCAAAAUUAAAGACUUCGCGCAGAUCACGCUUAUAAACAUUUUUAACAUUGCUUCAAACAAUGUUUAUGCCGUGUUCCAAGUGUUUCCGCGAAAUCCAAAGUAACCGUUAGCGAAAGAGAUCACUAAAUUUUGGAGAGUCAGAGAUAAAUUUGCAUUUUGCGGAAAUCACUUUGAACACGUCAUUAAAAAAUUUGAAGAAGAGUCCUAAUCAAGAUGGUUUUUCUUGUUAGUUCUGUUGAAAAAGUGUCUCAAUGUCUAUCGAGUCAACAUGAAAUUUGUGUGCAGGACCAGUGAACAGCCGGAGAUGCACCGCGCCGUUUUCGACAGCGCCCUGAACGUCAUCACCGAGCAGUACGUCGUCGACUGCACUCCCAUGUCAUCUACCGACGGAGAUGUUCUCAAAAAGUUCGUUUCCCACAUUUUACUAACUAUUUGAAAAACCUCAUAUCUUAUAAAUUCAGAUAGUCGUCUUUUUUUAAAUUUUUUUGUUUCAUCCUCUACCUCAAUUCUAAUUUUUAAAAUUCAAAAAAAGCAGUUUGAAACGAUUUCAUUUUUCAGCGACAUUGUUCUUUACAAUAAGACCACUUUCAACGCGACGCAACUGAAGAGUGCUUUCACAAUGUUUGACGUUGUAUGUUUGGAAAUUACAAUGGUUUUUCCAAUUUUUUGAUGUAGGAACGCCAAGAAAGUGUCUAUUGGGUCCACAAGUUCUUCCUCGAAUGUCUUCCGACGCAUUUCUUGUCCGCCUACCUCGUACUUUUGAAAUACGCAAAACCAAUGGUUCGUUCUUUUUUUUUUCCGGAGGUAUGAAUACCGGAAAGAGAAGUUUGAAGUUUUUUUGCUUAAAUUAUUUAUACGUAUAGAAAAAAAUAAUUUUUGAAAAAAAGUCUAUGUUCAUAAUAAGCAACAAGUUCAAAAACAAAAGAUUUUUUUCAAAAUUAUUUUUUUCUAUACGUAUAAAUAAUUUAAGCAAAAAAACUUCAAACUUCUUAAGGGUUAACGCUUUUUCAAAUCUUAUAUUACCUGGGUGAUCAAUCUGAAUAAUGGUACCAAUCAAAAAAAUUUUUUUAAUCAAUUACGCAUUACGUAUUUCCAAUGUUUAUGACAUCAGAAUUUGUUAGGAAAGUUAUUAAUUGUUAUUUAAAGUAAUUAUCGCGUUUCCCUCGUGAUUUUACACGUAUUCUUGAGUUAUUUGGCGAAAAUUUUUGAAUUAUCAACAACCAGGAAAGAAAAUAUCAGUUUUUUGCAACUUUGGCCGUUUUGAAAUAAGAUACUACCGGAAUAAAAUGUUUGCAAGCUGGAAGCUUCAGAAAAGUUCCAACUUUUGCAGACGUCAUCCUACACGGGACUUCUGACGAAGAGCACGAUAGAAGACGUGCCUCCGUGGCCCGAAGUGACUCAACUCGUGUGCAGCUACGUUUCAGUGAAGCCCGUCGACCCAGAGCUCGACUCCCUCAACAGCACGGUCGCCGUCCGAAGCCUUUCAGAUGUGGUUUUUCUGCUUGUCUCCCCGACGAUGUCCGUCGGGGAGUUCGUCUUCAAGGCGCGCUACCACGAGACGAUUUUCAAGUUUAUCUUUGUAUUCUAAAGCACAUCAUCCAUUUUCUCUAUCAGAUGGCUGAAACAAAUUGGUAACAGUCAAUCGGAGAUCAUCCGUCUGCGUGAAGACGAAGACGAAGAGGACGCCUCGAUCGCCGAUGUUUGUGAAUUGUUGGUCAACAUCGUCUGUGAUAAGGUGAUCAAGGCGAACUGUGGACAGUAGAGAGAAAGAGCCGUUUUGAGGUGCGCGAAAAGGCGAAACAACUGCCCGACGCUCGGAUCGUGCUUGUCGGCUGGGGAUUCACGACCUACGUCAUCCAUCGCGUUGUGCAACUUGUUCAUUGUGUUUCUGCCAUCAUCGACUUCGCCUUCCCUGUGAUGAGCGAUCUUGGACGUCGCGGCGUGAGUUUCAGCAUAUAUGACUCCAGAAAGUAAAUCUUAUAAAUGAAAAUGAAAAACAAAACGUUUCGAAAAAACUCGAAGAGAGACCAUUUUGAUCUUUUAAAAAUGUGUGUAUGAAAGGAAGCCAAUCGUACAUUGAAGAAAAGAAAACGAAUAAAGCAAAAGCGACCAAAAUUGCUUUCCAGUUUUAUACACUCUUUCUCCCAUUCUCGAUUUUCAGACUGCCGACGACGACUUUUUGCUCACCUACUGUCCAACUUUGUUGGUAGUUGGAGCUGAAGGAGAACGGUAUGACGCCUUCGCCGUUAAGGACCUGCGAUCCUCGAUGCUCAGUCAGACUCUCGUCUUCUUUUCUGAUUUAAAAGUCCUUUUCAGACACCACCGGGCUUGUGGUCGUUGGCCACGCAAAUGACAACCUUCUCGUUUCGAAACAUGCUCUCCUUUGUGUCGGAAUAACGCAGAAAGUCAUUUUCCGUCUUUUGUUGGUGAGUGUCGUCUCCUUGUGAAGCUUUUGUGAUCAACCGGGAAAAAAAGCGUGAAACCGUCACCGUUCUUGAACUGAAGUUAUGAAAAGAAUAACUGAAGUUCAGACAUUUUCCAGGAACAAGUUCUCGACUUCCUGAAACUUGACGACACCUUCAAAGAAAGGACGCAACUGUGCCCUCUCGACUUGAACAACGUCAUUUCUGUUGAUAGCAGCUUGUUCAAGUAUUUCUUUUCUCUUCUGGAUCCCCAUCGAAGCAAGAACUCUUAAGAGGAGAUAAGCCGCCUCAGUUGACCAUUCCAUCCGCCACGCCUAGCCCCAUCUCUGGUGCUAUCAGCUCCAGAAGAGCGACUAUCUGCGGCGAGGAUUUCGGAGCCAAGAAAAAGAAAAAGUUUUCAUCUUCUCACAUUUCUCUCUGAAAAAAGAAUUGCCCAGAGACAUCGCGAGACCUGCGCCGUCGCCGAGGGCCCUGAAAAACCCGCCGUUGGGACUGCAGCUCUCGUCUCCUUCCUCAUUUCCUGUGGUGCCGCUCUCCGCCGACGCUGCUCGCAGUCGCUUCGACCUGCUCAUGAAAAAGUUCGAAAACUCCAAGACUACCAUAGCCAAAUCUUUUUACAAAUUUUCGGAUUGUGGUUUCGCUUUUUUAAAACAUGCCUAGUUAGGUUAUAUGCAUAUGGAUUUAUGCUUUUUUCUUAAAAGCAAAAUGCAUAUCUUUACUACGCCUCCGUUUUGCAGAGCAUCUAUUCCGGAUGAUAUGCAACGACGAGUUGAGAAACGACCGCAGGUCGAGAAGGGCGACCUUCGAGAGGUCCGAAUGAACCAGAGUCCUGCCUUCUCAAGUAAAAAAGAUGAAGUUUCGAAAUGAAUCUGAACGUGGUCCCUAGGCGUUCCGGCGUCGCAGCAGUACCAUCUCCCGCCGCCGCAGCAACUUCCGCCGCCGCCGCCGCCUCCGCCACAGACCGGCCCAUUGGAUCCGGCUUCCAUCUCCCUCAACUGA